Messenger RNA from Dicrocoelium dendriticum, 829 nucleotides. Lineage: Eukaryota; Metazoa; Platyhelminthes; Trematoda; Plagiorchiida; Dicrocoeliidae. The record is from the annotation of a GenBank genome assembly.
GUUGAAAACAGUUUAUAUAAGUAAACUAAACAGGGGUUUAAUUCCGUACGUUAAAUUAGUGUGUCACGUCUUAUAGUCCACUAUUGCAACUAGCUGUUCGAGAUUAUUUGGUAUUUGGAUCACGUUUACAUUUGGUUAAUACUGUUGCUAGUCGCAGUUUCUCUGGUUCUGCAGAUAUUUUAUCGCUCGACAUCGUCGGUACGCUCUUUGUAGUGCCGUAAUGGUGAAGUAUUCUUGGGAACCGAAGGACGAGGACGAGAGUCGCACCUGUAAAGCACGCAUCCCAUAUCUGAGGGCGCAUUUCAAGAACACCCAUGAGUGCGCACGUGCAAUCAAAGGUAUGACCUUGCAACGUGCGCAAACGUAUUUGAAAAAUGUCAUUGAGAAGAAAGAAAUCGUGCCAUUUAGACGCUUUAACGGUGGUAUUGGACGUCACGCACAGGCUAAAGUGUGGGGUACUACCCAAGGACGCUGGCCCAAAAAGUCCGCUCAGAUGCUACUCCAAUUACUUCACAACGCAUUUAGCAACGGAGUCAAUAAGGAUAUCAAAGGUGGCGAAGCUAGCCGGCUUUUCAUAAAACACAUUCAGGUCAACCAAGCUCCUGUUAUGCGCAGACGCACCUACCGUGCUCAUGGUCGAAUUAACCCAUACAUGUGCUCUCCGUGCCACGUCGAAGUCAUUUUAGCUACAAAGGAUGACAUUGUUCCCAAGAUCUCUACCAACGCACUUCAGCCCGUCAAGAAAAAGGAGUCCAAGAAAAAAAUGAAGCGUCAGCUUAUGAAAGAAAGUGCUGGUUACUAGUGUAAUAAAGAGCGUUUUGAUUACGGA